CUCGAGUAGGGACGGCGGUGGAUUUAGGAGCAGCCUCCGAAGUGGCAUCCUUGAGCACAUUUUCCUGCUCAACAAUAAGCGGCCUUGUUCUUUCCCCCAUCCACCCUCGCAAAACAGCAAUGAAAGAGAAACUGUCCAGCCCGAGAAAGCCUGCCGCUUUAAAGCUGGGGGUCCUGGCCUCUCGGUGACCUGCUGCGCCCCGGGAGGCGCGGGUGUGGCACAGUAGCUGGGGCGGCAGCUGUGUCUGUCUGCCCAAGGGUUAACCCGUUCCCCGGCAGCUGCCGCGCGUGCCUUGCAGAAUUUCACCAGAAGAGGGUACAGUUUGAAAAGCGCUUGACGUCAGGCUGGAAUUCCUAUUGUGUUUAGAAACGGCUUGGUUAAAGCCAGCCCAAGUUCUCUCUCCGCACACCUCCGCGGACCGCGAGGGUCCGCCAGCUCCGGGCCCGCCCGCCGCUGCCUGCGCGCCGCGGGGCGGAGGACUGUGCCGCAGCCCACGAAGAGACUCCAUUCCUGCCCGAGGCGGAGCCGAAGCCGCGGAUCGCGCCGCCCGGGAACCUGGGGUGAGUGCCCGGGAGAGGCCGGUGGCUGCGAGAGCCCCGCCGGCGCGCCCCGGAGCCCGAUGCCUUCCCCGAGCCCGGCCACCGGGUACAUGCCUCCCCCGCGGCGCGCCCCCGCAGCCUGCCGCCCGCUGUGACCGCCCUUCCUCGCAGGCGGGCUACGGCCCGGGCUCUCCCCGAGGGCCGCGCACUGGUGGCACCCGCCGGACCUCGGCACCGGCGGCGGCGGCGGCAGGGGGCGCGGAGUCCAGGCUGCGAGGGUGCGCUCCGGGAGGAUGGACGGAUCUGGGGAGUGCAGCCUCCCGGAGCAGGGCAGCCCGGGCUCUGCGGCCGGCGACGACAUUGAGAUAGUCGUCAACGUGGGGGGCGUGCGGCAGGUGCUGUACGGAGACCUUCUCAGCCAGUACCCGGAGACUCGGCUGGCAGAGCUCAUCAACUGCUUGGCUGGGGGCUAUGACACCAUCUUCUCCCUGUGCGACGACUACGACCCGGGCAAGCGCGAGUUCUACUUUGACAGGGACCCGGACGCGUUCAAGUGUGUUAUCGAGGUGUACUAUUUCGGAGAGGUCCACAUGAAGAAGGGCAUCUGUCCUAUCUGCUUCAAGAACGAAAUGGACUUCUGGAAGGUGGACCUCAAGUUCUUGGACGACUGCUGCAAGAGCCACCUGAGCGAGAAGCGAGAGGAGCUGGAGGAGAUAGCGCGGCGCGUGCAGCUCAUCCUGGACGACCUGGGUGUGGACGCGGCCGAGGGCCGCUGGCGCCGCUGCCAGAAGUGCGUCUGGAAGUUCCUGGAGAAGCCCGAGUCGUCGUGCCCCGCGCGGGUGGUGGCCGUGCUCUCCUUCCUGCUCAUCCUCGUCUCGUCCGUGGUCAUGUGCAUGGGCACCAUCCCUGAGCUGCAGGUGCUGGACGCUGAGGGCAACCGCGUGGAGCACCCGACGCUGGAGAACGUGGAGACCGCGUGCAUCGGCUGGUUCACGCUGGAGUACCUGCUGCGCCUCUUCUCUUCGCCCAACAAGCUGCACUUCGCCCUGUCCUUCAUGAACAUCGUGGACGUGCUGGCCAUCCUCCCCUUCUACGUGAGCUUGACGCUCACGCACCUGGGCGCCCGCAUGAUGGAGCUGACCAACGUGCAGCAGGCGGUGCAGGCGCUGCGCAUCAUGCGCAUAGCCCGCAUCUUCAAGCUGGCGCGCCACUCCUCGGGCCUGCAGACCCUCACCUACGCUCUCAAGCGCAGCUUCAAGGAGCUGGGGCUGCUGCUCAUGUACCUGGCGGUGGGUAUCUUCGUCUUCUCCGCCUUGGGCUACACCAUGGAGCAGAGCCACCCCGAGACGCUGUUUAAGAGCAUCCCCCAGUCCUUCUGGUGGGCCAUCAUCACCAUGACCACCGUGGGGUACGGGGACAUCUACCCCAAGACCACGCUGGGCAAGCUCAACGCUGCCAUCAGCUUCCUGUGCGGUGUCAUCGCCAUUGCCCUGCCCAUCCACCCCAUCAUCAACAACUUCGUCAGAUACUACAACAAGCAGCGCGUCCUGGAGACGGCGGCCAAGCAUGAGCUGGAGCUGAUGGAGCUCAACUCCAGCAGCACGGGGGAGGGCAAGGCUGGGGGUUCCCGCAGUGACCUGGACAACCUCCCGCCAGAGCCUGCUGGGGCUGGGCAGGAGGCACCGAGCUGGAGCAGCCGGCUGAAGCUCUCCCACAGUGACACCUUCAUCCCCCUCCUGACGGAGGAGAAGCACCACAGGACCCGGCUCCAGAGUUGCAAGUGACGUGAGGGUGCCCUGGGCAGAAAAGAAUGGGGUGGUGGAUGGAAGGAUGGUGUGGCAGGCAUCUCAGCCACGGCAGAGAGGGGCUGUCCUGUGUCCCCCCAACCCUCCCCAAACAGACUCUGACAAGGCUGGGUAAGACUCCCCUGUGUUGCCUGCUGUCCAGGAGCUGGGGCAGGGUGUGCAGAGCCACAGGGCAGCGUGGGGCAAGUGGAGGCCCUGGCCUGGCUGGUGGCAGGGGCCCAGGCCCACUUCUGUAUCUCCCUCAAUAAAGCCUCCUGCUCUGUGCACCC
Molecule: messenger RNA, 2613 nt
Organism: Nycticebus coucang (slow loris)
Lineage: Eukaryota; Metazoa; Chordata; Mammalia; Primates; Lorisidae
Gene: KCNF1
Product: potassium voltage-gated channel modifier subfamily F member 1
Exons: 1
Coding region: 833-2323 (496 amino acids)
Biological process (GO): potassium ion transmembrane transport; protein homooligomerization
Cellular component (GO): voltage-gated potassium channel complex; membrane
Molecular function (GO): voltage-gated potassium channel activity
Source: RefSeq, a predicted model, not a curated record